Molecule: messenger RNA, 810 nt
Organism: Stylonychia lemnae
Lineage: Eukaryota; Ciliophora; Spirotrichea; Sporadotrichida; Oxytrichidae
Source: the annotation of a GenBank genome assembly
AUGCUUUAUGCUCUGUCACUUGGAUUCAACUAAGAUCCACUUAAGAGAGAUGAAUACAAGUUUACUUACGAAAGAAGCCCAGAUUUCACUACAUUUCCUACAAUGCCAGUGACGAUUGCUCAUAAAGAUUAUACUGCCUUCAUGAGUACUCCAGGCCUACCAAAGUUCAAUCCCAUUAUGAUCCUUCACGGUGGCGAGGAAGUAGAAAUUAUAAAGCCUAUAGUAGCUGGUAAAAGAUACAAAGUAACAGAAAAGAUGAUUGACGUCUAAGAUAAGGGCAAGAUGACAAUCUUAGUUGGACAAUCAACAAUUACAGCUGCUGAUAAUGAUAAAGAUGUCUAUACAGUAAUUACAGGCCAGACAAUUGUUAGAGAAAUGGGAGGCUUUGGCUUCAAAGGUUAAACUAAACCAACAGUGUACCCAAAAAAGCCUCAAGUACCACCCACUGCAGUUGCUGAGACUAGAAUAUGGCCAGGAUAAGCUUUUCUUUACAGACUUAAUGCUGACUAUAAUCCCUUACAUGUUGACCCUGACCAAGCAAAGAUUGCUAACUUUGAUACGCCAAUCAUUCAUGGACUUUGCACUAAAGGCAUGAGUGCAAAGGUAGUUUAUGAAAAAUUCUGUAAUGGAGACCCUAAAAUGAUCAAGAAGAUUGCAUCGAAAUUUGUUGGUCAUGUGUUCCCAGGCGAGCAUUUAAUUGUUGAAAUGUGGAAAAAUGGUAACACCAUCUACUACUAAUCAAAAGUUAAGGAAAGAGGGACCGUUGCACUAAAGGCUUUCAUUGAACUCAGAGAGCAACCUAAACUCUGA